This is a messenger RNA of Metarhizium acridum CQMa 102, 2166 nucleotides long. The record is from RefSeq and is a predicted model, not a curated record. NCBI's taxonomy places the organism in Eukaryota, Fungi, Ascomycota, Sordariomycetes, Hypocreales, Clavicipitaceae.
AUGAGCGUCGUGGGUGUCGAUUUUGGAACGCUUCAAACGGUGGUCGCUGUCGCCAGAAACCGUGGCGUCGACGUGAUCACCAACGAGGUUUCCAACAGAGCUACCCCCUCCAUGGUUGGUUUCGGCUCCAAGAAUCGCUAUAUUGGAGAGGCCGCCAAGACCCAAGAGAUCACCAAUCUCAAGAACACAGUGAGCUGCUUGAAGCGCCUCGCUGGUCGAUCCUUCAACGACCCCGACGUCAAAAUUGAGCAGCAGUACAUCACCGCCCCACUUGUUGAUAUCAAUGGACAGGUUGGUGUCGAGGUAUCCUAUCUUGGCAAGACGGAGAAAUUCACAGCUACUCAGCUCGUUGCCACCUACUUGAGCAAAAUCAAGCAGAUUGCUGCUACCGAACUCAAGUUGCCUGUUUCAGAUCUCUGCAUGAGCGUUCCGCCGUGGUUCUCUGAUGUUCAGCGCCGAGCCCUACUUGAUGCCGCUGAGAUUGCUGGCUUGAAACUCCUCCGCCUCAUCAAUGACAACACUGCGGCUGCUCUCGGUUGGGGUAUCACCAAGCUCGACCUUCCCGCUCCAGAGGAGAAGCCCCGUCGUGUGUGCUUCGUGGACAUCGGCCACGCCAACUUCACCUGCUCCGUUGUCGAAUUCAAGAAAGGAGAACUCGCCGUCAAGGGUACUGCUUGGGACCACAAUUUUGGAGGCCGGGACUUUGACAAAGCCCUUGUUGACCAUCUUGCCAAGGAGUUCAAGGGCAAGUAUAAGGUCGACAUCUACACUCACGGACGCGCCAUGGCCCGUACAAUCGCCGCCGCCGAGAAGACGAAGAAGAUUUUGUCAGCCAACCAACAGGCUCCUGUCAAUAUUGAGUCUCUAAUGAACGAUAUCGAUGUUGCCGCCAUGAUCACUCGCCAGGAGUUUGAGGCUAUGGUUGAACCCCUUCUGAACCGUACGCAGGUACCUCUCGAGCAGGCCUUGGCACAGGCUAAGCUCACCAAGGAUGAUAUUGAUUUCGUGGAGAUUGUCGGUGGCGGCUCUCGUGUUCCUGCUCUCAAGGAGCGUAUCCAGGCCUUUUUCGGGAAACCCCUCUCUUAUACAAUGAAUGCUGACGAGGCCGUCGCCCGUGGCUGCGCUUUCAGCUGCGCGAUUUUGUCGCCAGUGUUUCGCGUGCGUGACUUCUCAGUCCAAGAUAUCAUCAGCUACCCCAUCGAAUUUGCCUGGGAGAAAGCUGCCGACAUCCCCGACGAAGAUACUAGCCUGACUGUCUUCAACAAGGGUAAUGUUCUUCCGUCGACUAAGAUCUUGACCUUUUACCGCAAGCAACCAUUCGAUCUCGAAGCUCGGUAUGCCAAGCCCGAAGACCUGCCAGGCAAGCAGAACCCUUGGAUUGGACGAUUCUCUGUCAAGGGCGUCAAGGCCGAGGGUCAGGAUGAGUUCAUGAUUUGCAAACUCAAGGCUCGCGUCAACAUUCACGGCAUCCUUAAUGUCGAAAAUGGUUACUAUGUCGAAGACCAGGAAGUUGAGGAGGAAAUUAAGGAAGACGAAAAGGAGGACGGUGAGAAAAAGGAUCCCGAUGCCAUGGAUACAGAUAAAAAAGAGGAUGCCCCUAAGAAGACUAGAAAGGUUAAGAAGCAGGUCCGAAAGGGCGACUUGCCCAUUUCCAGUGGAACCUCUUCUUUGGAUGCCGCGCAGAAGGCCGCCUUGAGCGAGAAGGAGUCAGCCAUGGUCAUGGAGGACAAACUCGUCGCUGAUACGGAAGAGAAGAAGAACGAGCUGGAAACUUUCAUUUAUGAUCUUCGCGCUAAACUCGACGAACAGUACGCCGAGUUUGCCAGUGACGAAGAGAAGACGAGUAUCAAGGCCAAGUUGGAAACUGCCGAGGUAGGCGCAUUACCCAAGACCAAAAACGUGAUCGGCGUCUAUAUUGCCAAGCUUGACGAGCUGAGAGCUCUUGCUGGGCCUAUCGUUCAGCGCCACUUUGAGAAAAUUGAGGCCGAGAGACGUGCCGUUCAGGAGCGUAUUGAGGCCGAGCAGGCUGCCAAAAGAGCCGCUGAGGAAGAGGCUCGCAAGGCUGCUGAGGCGGAAAAGGCUGCUCAGCAAGGGUCUAACGACCAGGAGAUGAAGGAUGCCGACGCCCCUCAGACCCAGCCAGAAGAGCCUGCGGAGUCCAAAUAA